This is a messenger RNA of Didymodactylos carnosus, 846 nucleotides long. Lineage: Eukaryota; Metazoa; Rotifera; Eurotatoria; Philodinida; Philodinidae. The record is from the annotation of a GenBank genome assembly.
AUGACGAGUGAUAUCUGUAACGCAUGUCGAGACGGUGACAUCGAAUUGGUUCGAGUAUUGAUCGAAACUUCUCCACCUGAAACGGAGAUUAAUCGUACUGAACCAAAUGAAAGUACGGCUCUCCAUGUGGCGUCUUAUUACGGACAUGGGGAUAUUGUUCAACUACUUUUGGAUGAUUACGGUGUUUCUCGAGAUCGAAAGAAUGAAUAUGGUUUGACUACCUAUGAAGACGCAGCUACAGAUCAGAUUCGCGAUCUUUUUCAUCAAUCUACCGAAAGGACUAAACGGUUUUAUAGUGAUGAGAAUACUACAAAUCCACUUGAAGUGAAUAUUAACGAAUCACAAUGGCUUCAAUUUCAUCCUACUGAUUAUCAAAUCAAAAUAGAACUUCUUCAUGAAGUUUUCGGCAGUGACCGCAAAAUUUAUUUAUCUCUGUUCGAUUGGAUAAGAAGCAUCUUUGGAAACGAUCCUCGUAGGAAAAAAACCGAAAAAUGGUCUACAGAUCUUCAGUCUCUCGUUAAAGAAUGCUUCCUGGGCAAAAGUCAAAAAGCAAAUUUAUGUAAACUGCUCGAAGGUUAUGUCGUGAAUGGAGAGAUUGAAUAUCUUUUACGUCUGUAUACACUUGAGUUAUCUUUCUGUGAAUAUUUAGCUCAAGAUCAAGACAAAACAAACUGCCUCUAUGCUCCAGUAUUAUUUAGUCUAUCCAGUGUGGCGCAUCGUGCAUACAAAGGACUUUCAUUUCGUGGUUUGACGAUGACACAAAAGAAUUUCGCAGAAUAUGAACGCGCGUUAAACUGCCAUGAAAGUUACAUUCACACAAAAACGUUUUGUUCACGCUGCCCAUAG